Colletotrichum navitas is the source of this 372-nucleotide messenger RNA. RefSeq lists its product as uncharacterized. The record is from RefSeq and is a predicted model, not a curated record. The transcript has a single exon. Lineage: Eukaryota; Fungi; Ascomycota; Sordariomycetes; Glomerellales; Glomerellaceae. The coding region runs from base 1 to 372 and encodes 123 amino acids.
AUGUUUGGUCUUAGCGCCCACAACCUGCUGCGCAUCCAUUUGUGUGGCCUGCGACUGUUUAAUGAGCCUGAUGCAGACGUUAAAUUACAGGAUCUCACUUUUACGCGUUUGUAUUCCUACGACGUCGUCCUUGACCGCCUUGAGAAGAGCCUUUGCUGUGGUCUCGUCAAUAGUGGCGACGUACUUGUUAACCUAGGCCUCAACAUCUUCCUCGUCUCCAAUGAGCUUAGUAGCAGUGGGCUCAUCAAUGACAAUCUUGUCCGAAUCCACGUUGGAGUAGAUAGACGUAUCAAUGUCGUGGGUCCAAGAGCCCAUGGUCUUGAGCUCGCUGAUCACGUAGGUCUUGUCAAUGCCUGUCUCAGCCAAAUCUAG